AUGUUGCCAGUUGUGUCUCAAAAGGAAAAUCAGAGGGAGGUGUGUUUCAUAUGCCAAGGUAGUUUGAUAGAUGGUGAUGUGGUUACAGUGCGACAAAAAGGCGUGAAAACUCUAAUAAGCUCUAGUGUUCAAAGGAAAAACAACGAGCAUCGUCGUUAUUUAACUAAUUUGAGUGAAGUUAAAGUGCACAGUGCUUGCCAGAAGCAUUACAAUAAUCCGAAAUUGAUUUCUUCGUAUCUGAAAAGAGCCUCCGAACCAUCAACGUCAACACGUAGGUCGAAUGUAUUUGAUUUGAGAAAACACUGCUUUUAUUGUGGGAAAGAAGCUGAUGAUAAUUGGGAGGAAAACCUUCGCAGACUUCCCUAUGCCAAGCGAAAUUUAAUUCAUAAAGUGAUGAAGCUUGAACUAAGAGAUAGCGUUAUUGAGGUUGCUCGAAGGAGAGGUGACAACUGGGCAAGUGAAGUAUGGCAACGUAUCAGUGACGAAGAUCUUUGUGCAAGAGAUGCGUGGUAUCACAGAUUUUGUCAGAGGGAUUUUUACCGGCCAGUCAGGAGCGGAGGAGAAAAGGGACGUCCUCUAUCGAAAGAUGUUGACGAAGCAAUGGAAAUGAUUUUUUCCUAUAUAGAAAACAAUCCAGAGGAAUGCCAAUUCUCUUUAGAGGAACUGAUGAACCAGAUUACGACUGAAAACGUUCCACAGGCUAGGACAGUGAAAACCCGACUCUUGGAGAAAUACGAUGAAGACAUUUUGAUAGUUGAAACUAAAAAGAAGAAGACAGUAGUUUGUUUUAAAAAUACUGGCUAUAAAAUAUUGAGUGAUAGUUUCUAUCAGAGCAGGCUGUUAGAUCCAAGAGAAGAGCGCCUCAGAAUCGUAAGUGCUGCUGCAGAUAUCAUUCGAGAGGACAUCCGAUCACAGGUCUAUGAGAUAUCGCAAUAUCCCCCACCUGAUGAUUUCUUGAAGGAUGUCGAAUCGGUGAUCCCUGAAUCAUUGCUCCAUUUCUUUGAGUCAUUGAUUCUGAAAAAUAAACGAGGGACACUGGAAAAAUGGAAAAAAAGGUGUGUGGCAUUGUCACAUGCAGUGAUUUCUGCAGUGAGACCACGAUCGUUUCUAUCAUCUCUUUUAAUAGGGCUAAGCACGUUCAUAUAUAAACGAUUUGGUUCAAGACUUCUUGUUGACGCUCUCAGCGCAAUUGGAUUUGUGGCUACGUAUGCUGAAACUACCCUACUUGAGAUGUCAUCGAUAGUACGACCUGAGCAACCUAGGGUAACCACUGAUGGAUUCCUCCAAUUCAUUUUUGACAACGCGGAUUUCAAUAUUAACACCAUUGACGGAUUGAAUACUUUCCACUCUAUGGGAGGAAUCAUGGUCGUCACUCCUCACUCGGCCAUCGAGUCAGAAAGAAACAUUGAUCGGCAAGUGAGGAUGUCAUCUUCUGAUGUGUUGACCUCAGUUGGUGUACCUCAAUUGACCACCUUCCACAGGACAGAUAAUGGUGGUUUAAAUACCAUAAUUAUGAAGGACCUCAAUCUCAAUGACCCAGUGGCCUUGGAAGUGACUCUCUCUGGCUGUGAGAUUUUGUGGCUUUACGGAAAGUGGACGAAACGUGCCGAUGUGCCAGGAUGGGGUGGAUACAUGGAAGAAGCAACCAAUCACGGACAAUCUCCUACUUCAAAGAUAUUGUGUCUCCCAUUCUUGAACUACCCUCCCACUUUAUACGACACAAUAUAUACAUCGCUGCUAACGGCAUCUAAAAAAUGUGUGGAACUUGGACAACAGUCGUGCUUUGUCACAUUUGACCAGCCAUUGUAUGUGAAGGCAAAGGAUAUAGUGAGCAGUGAUGACAGUGAUUUAAAAAAUGUCAUUGUACGAUUAGGUGGAUUCCACCUUCUCAUGUCCUUCAUGGGCUGCAUCGGCGUGAUAAUGGCAGGAAGCGGCUUGAGAGACUUACUUUCCAUUAUAUUCGCCGAGAACAGUUUGGAUAAAAUAUUGAGUGGACAUGCAUAUGCUCGAGCAGUGAGAGCUCAUAUGCUAGUCCACAUGGUGUUGUCAUUUUACAUAUUUCAGGAGAUUGAGUUCACGGAUGGUGAAAAAGAAGUUAUGGAAGAAUUGCUGCUUUUUGAAAACAGACCAUCAGUACUCACAUGUCACGAAAACAAAAUUUAUAAGCAUGUGAUGAUCAAGUUUAACAAAGCGCUUCACACCAUUGCAGGUAGAGGACCAACUGCGAAACUAUGGACUCAGUAUUUCUACAUGGUGACAAUUAUGAAGCAGUUCAUUGAGGCAGAGCGGAUGGGCAACUGGCUUCUGCAUUUGGAUACCAUUAAAAAAAUGCUUCCUUACUUUCAUUCUGCUGGCCAUUUUCAAUAUGCUAAAAGUGCUCACCUUUACUUGCAAGAAAUGCUCACAUUGGAAGAGCAAAUGGAUCCAACAGAAUUCAAAAAAUUCACAACAGAGGGCUUUUUCACCAUCAGGCGCAGUGACAAAUUUUGGUGUGGAGUCUGGUCAGAUAUGACCAUCGAACAGACACUAAUGAAGACAAUGAAAGUAAAAGGCGGUUUAACUCACGGGCGUGGGUUUUCAGACUCAGUUCUUACAAAGUGGACUUCAGGGAUGGCAACUCUGCAUGAUGUUUGUCAGAGGAUUGAAGAAUUCUGUGAUAUAUCAACAGGUACAAGUGAGCAACACGUAGACUUGAGACCUUCACGCAGAGAUCGAAAUGCAGCAGACAGUGAGAAACUGAAUAAUUGGCUAUUGCAACACCCCCCAUUUCCACCAUGUAAUGUUCUCAUGUCAGUGAGCAGUGGAGUAAUUGGUGGUCCUGAAGUUAACUGUCAUUUGUCUGUAGAAGUUGGAAGUAUGGGGAUUGCCAAAAUUAUGGGACAGGACUUCAAAAACGUAUCAUUCAAACGCAAAGAUAAGGUUGUUACACUUGCAUCCUGCACUGCUCUGAAGAUAGGGGGAAAGACGAUAGCUACUAUCAACCCGUUAACACUGUUUCAUAGACUGUGCGUUGUGAAACAAUCCGAUGAAGAUUUGAAAUACUGUUUCUCAUUUGAACUUGCUCCAUACCCCAUGUCUAUGUUCACGGAAGAAGGUCUCCGUAAGGGGAAAUUGCCAACCCUCCUCGAGCAACAUCCUAAACUGAAAGAGCAAGCAGCUGCAUUCCUCAAACCCUCAGUCUCUCAAGACGAGAUAGCACAGGCAGGGGAACAGCUGAUCAUGUCUCUAUAUGGAAAAAUGGACAGUGGGACUCUCGAUGAGCUGAGAUACGAGCUCUUCGUCAAAUCUGCAUCAAAAAAGUCGUUCAACCUAGCACGGCUACCACCUACAUCAGAUGCAGCAAGAUGGCACUCAAUGCGAGUAUACCAGCAGGUGCAAACUUGGCUGGGGUGUCCAAUAAGCCCAUGCCAAUGGGGUUGGAGAAAACUUCCAUCCGGCUUAGUACCUAUUCAAACUACUAAAGAUGCUGCUCCCGACAUGUUACUAAAAAUGAUUUCUUGUACUUGCAAAAAAGGUUGCACUGCAGCAUGCGGGUGUCGAAAAUCUGGCCUCAACUGCUCUUCUGCAUGCAAGCAUUGCUCCGGCCUCUCCUGCGAAAAUGCUCCUGAGAUGGAGUUGGGAGAAGACGAGGACGAAGAGUUUUCCGAGUCAGAAGAAAUUUCCGAUGCUGCUGCAAUGGACCACGAAGUGAGGAUGCCAGACACGGACAUUGCAGAGCCCCAGCCCAAACGAUUUCGCCUAUAA
Molecule: messenger RNA, 3744 nt
Organism: Phaedon cochleariae (mustard beetle)
Lineage: Eukaryota; Metazoa; Arthropoda; Insecta; Coleoptera; Chrysomelidae
Source: the annotation of a GenBank genome assembly